This is a messenger RNA of Stylophora pistillata, 1627 nucleotides long. RefSeq lists its product as uncharacterized. Gene Ontology annotation, cellular component: plasma membrane signaling receptor complex. Gene Ontology annotation, biological process: regulation of canonical NF-kappaB signal transduction; lipopolysaccharide-mediated signaling pathway; innate immune response. The record is from RefSeq and is a predicted model, not a curated record. Lineage: Eukaryota; Metazoa; Cnidaria; Anthozoa; Scleractinia; Pocilloporidae. Gene Ontology annotation, molecular function: protein binding; ubiquitin protein ligase activity.
GUAUCAUCUGUCAAAAUCGGAACGACAUGAGUUUCUCCAUUUCUUGCAGCUCAAGAAAUAACGACUUUACUGCUGAAGAGAUGGAGGAUCUUGCAAUAAGGUAAAGAGAAGUUGGGCGCUGGUUGAAUCAGAUAAUUGUUGUGUCCUCGCAUUUGAUCGCACUCUGUAACCCAAAAGGUAUUCCUUCCAUGUACUAGCCUUGGUAGAAUGAAUAAUGAAAAAAUAAGAUUGAUAGAAAAUUACCAGAGUAUGCUGCACUCUGAUUUUAAAAACUUCUGACGUGAGUAAAGUUGAUUCAAAUGAAUUAGAGAUGUUUAGUCUUCAUUUUGCGUUUGGAAUCUAUUAAACUCCGGCGCGUAGGUAAAUUGCUGUGUCCUUUAAAAACUAUUUUUAUUUUCCAACUGUAAAAUGUUUCUGUCUAAAUACAUGUACUUCAGUUCAGUAACUUUUCUGUCUUUAUCCCAGCUGUCAUGUGUUUUCAUUUUGAGUCGUACUGAGUUUUAAGAACUGACUGGAUUUGUUUGAAUUGUGAUAGUCAACGAGAAGGCUCUUGUUAUUGGUGGUGCGGAAAGAUGGUUUCUUCCCCCAAGAGUAAGGUUAAUUGGGAACUGGCAAGAGACGCGCAAGGGAGCCAGUACUAAUUAUCAAUGGGCUACCUGCAGACCUCUCCCUGGCUAGUGUUGCUCACGGCCUAAAACUUUUUCGUGGGUAAAGAAAAGCUCGCUAAAUAUGAGGGCCUAUACACCGAAUCGAAAUAUGACGUCCAAUUGAGUUACUAUUGUUGAGGACUUAUUAGCCUCGUCAUCAUUACUAGCCUCUAAUGUGCGAGAGGCUAGUAAGUCCAGAACAAUGGCAAUUCAAAUUGCACGCCAUACUUUGAUUCGGUAUAUUCGCAAGCAAGGUUGACCUCUUAAUGAAUUGUACACUAGCACAUUUGACACUUGCCUGUGUAUUCUCAUCAAACAGAUGCUUCUUCUGCUGUGAUUACGAGGCAAAAAUAGUUUUUCAUGUUACUGACACGUUCUUAGGGUCUUGUUAUGUUCUCUGAGAGUCUGUCGAGCAUUGACUAAAACUAUUCAUAAAAAUGAUUAUAACAGAUUCGUGAAGUAAAAAAGGAUUGAUAAAAGAUACAGGGCAAGAAAUUUAAUUGCGAUACACAUUUUAAAUCAAUUUAUAUCGUUUUGUUUAUGUUUUCAAAAAGGAAUGGUGCAAGAUUUUCCGCCUGCGAUAAUGAAUUAUCGGAUUCUGAGGUGAGUACCUUUAGCAGCUUUUAUGAUGGUUUCUAAGAACAGCAGUGCAUGACGCACCACCAGUACCCGAGAGACCGAUGGUGUGUCCAUUACAAGAGAGUGGACAGGAUCUUCGAGUUAGUUGUCUGGUACAAGGGACAUCGGAACUGCAGCUACUAAGUGAAUGUGAUGAUCGACCUCGAUGUGGGCAGCAAACCAAGCAUUUCCAAGUAAAUGGUGUGAACUUUCUCGGUGAGACUGAGCAAGCAAUUGAACACAGCUGCGAUAUGCAAGAGUUGCGAUUGUGGGAAAAUGCAAUUGUCAGGCAAGUAUCUAAUCUGCAGGCUAAAGAAAAGAAAUAUUUCACAAAAUCAUUUUGGGCAACAGACAAAGGUUAA